Messenger RNA from Oldenlandia corymbosa var. corymbosa, 1287 nucleotides. The record is from the annotation of a GenBank genome assembly. NCBI's taxonomy places the organism in Eukaryota, Viridiplantae, Streptophyta, Magnoliopsida, Gentianales, Rubiaceae.
AUGCUGAGAAAAAGGGGGUUUAGGCCACGAAGGACAAAGAAGCAGAUCAUACAAGCAGAGAAGAAGAUUGAGCAGACGGGUACUUCUAUUUUGGAUAUAACUGAUUCUGUUCUUAUCGAUAUUUUGUUAAGGUUUCCCAUUAAGUCUAUCAUCAUGUGCAAGUGUGUUUGUAAACCUUGGCACCGUGUCAUUUCAGACCCAAAUUUUGCAAAGAUGCAUUUUGCCAGGGCAGAGCCAUGUCCUUUGAUUAGGACCUUAGGUGGUUCGGGAGUUUCGAGAAUGCUUUACCUGAUUGAGCCAUCUGAAAUCAAUAUAAAUUAUGCUGGCGAAAAGGCAGUUGAUCUGAGGUUAGAUACUAGGUUGAAGAUCCCCCUCCGUAAUAUAGAAAUGCUGCCAGAAAAUGAUGCUGAUGAUUAUAAGUUGUGUUCUCGCGGCAGUAACUGUAACGGAAGUUUUAAAAGGCGGUGUGUAAAAGUGACGGCAAAAGAGCAGAAGUUUCACAUUGUGAAUUCAUGCAAUGGAUUUCUUUGCCUGUCAGAUCCUUUAAAUAACAACCCUCUUGUAGUUUGUAAUCCCGUUACUGGCGAGUAUUUAAAUCUUCCAAAGACAAAUGAGUUCGAUGAGAGCUCCAAAGAUAUGAUGACUUGUGGAUUUGGGAUCAGUAACAAGAGCAACCAGUAUACAGUGCUUAGAAUGUUAACAGGAAAACGGGAACUCUGUUGUUGCCCGAUUACAGGUAAAGAAAUCUUUUCUAGCCAGAUGGCUGAGGUACACGUACUUGGCACAAGUUCAUGGAGAUGCAUUGGUCAUGCUCCAUACUCUGGUAAAAAACUGAAAUUUAUGAUUUAUUUAAGUGGAUCUGUUUACUGGGCUUGCGAUGAAUCAAGGAUGAUAUAUUCAUUUGACUUUGACGAAGCGAAAUUUAGAGCUAUUGAGCCACCUCCAUAUGCUGACAUGUGGCCUGCUGGAUGGUAUAAGGUGGCCUUGGGAAUGCUAGUGGGUAGAUUAAGUUUAUGUCGUACCAGUAUCAGUAGUGAUGAAGUCCGGGUUUGGAUUUUGGAGACAAAUGGUGAACUUACUGCUUGGAAAGAAUUUAAGACCAUUCAUUUGGGUGGUGAUGAUAGCGUCUUCUUUUAUUCCAGGCUCGAAUUUGGAUUGUGCAAGUAUUUCAGAAUUCAACUUGCCAAAGCAAAAUUUGCGGCAGUUACCUACAUUCCUAGUUUUAUCUGCCUCAAGGAUGUUGUCCAGGGAGAUUGGUUUGAGAUAUUAAACGUCAAUUCAGAGUAA